This is a messenger RNA of Hypoxylon fragiforme, 866 nucleotides long. RefSeq lists its product as uncharacterized. The record is from RefSeq and is a predicted model, not a curated record. The transcript is spliced from 2 exons. Bases 188 to 781 code for a protein of 197 amino acids. Lineage: Eukaryota; Fungi; Ascomycota; Sordariomycetes; Xylariales; Hypoxylaceae.
CUUGAGGGGAACAUAAUUUUCCUCGAAAGAAAGAUGCCUGAACGGUUGCCGGCCAAAGUGAUAAAGGCCUUGGAAGCCGUAAAGUCAAAUUACGAAUACCCAGAGCCACCAGCAAAGGAGUUUCGUAGCAGACAGUCACUUACAUUGGGAGCAACAGGCCGGGGAGAGUGCAAAUACGGAGUUAAAUAUGGGGACGCAGACGACAACGAAGACGAUGAUGACGAAGUCGCCGACGACGGUGAUGAUGUUGAUGAUGAUGAUGAGGACGAAUAUGAGAACGAAUAUGAGGACAAUAUCUCACAACUGUGAAGGACCUAGGAGGCUCCAAGAUCAAAGCUACCUGAACUGGCGCCAGACAUGCUCUACGGCUACCCAUCCACCUUCCUCCCCAAUAACGCCGAGGCCGAAACAGCCGCGACCCGAGCCAACAAGUAUCUCAGCGCCCCGCUCAUCAGCUUCGACAUCCGAGGCGACCUGUUGCUCGGCACGUACAAAUGCAUCAUGGCCUGCGCCACCUGCUCCAAUAUCGCCACCUCUGACGACAACCGCGUUUGGCGUCGUGACGAACGGCUCGGAGGCAAGAAUCUACAUGUCCUGGCGAGCCAAGCGCAAGAAGGCCGGCCGCAGCGAUAAGUUCAUCGUGUGCCUCGUUGAGAAUUUCCUCCUAGAGAAACGAGACGAGUACCUGAAACUGCGUAUGUGCGUGCUGAACAUCGUCAGAUGGGGGUUGGAGAGAGAGGCGGAGAUGGUCAAGGCGGUGGAGAUGAAGUAUUCGGCCUAGGUAAGUUGGGUAAACUAGAAGUGAGGAUUAACUAUGUAUGUAUGAAGGAACGAAUUUCAUUGGAAGCUUUUAUUGGGGGGGAUUU